Messenger RNA from Microthlaspi erraticum, 945 nucleotides. Lineage: Eukaryota; Viridiplantae; Streptophyta; Magnoliopsida; Brassicales; Brassicaceae. The record is from the annotation of a GenBank genome assembly.
AUGGUAAAUCUAGAGAGAAAAAUCCGAUUGCUGGUCCAGUCCACAGCGUACGAGUCAGGUCAAACGAUGGUGCAGCAAGAAAGCCAGACAAACGAAAGCGACCUAGCUAUCUUAAUAGUCACGGUGAUAAUCUUCUUGAUCUUCGCCGUGGGCUUGACUUCGGUUUGCUUUCGCUGGUCCACCUACGAUACUUUAAACCAAUUAAGAGAUACCCUCCGUCCGGUGAGUAGGGCCAGGAGCGAUACGACGGAGGCGCGUGGGGUCGACGAAGCUAUCGUGAAAUCGUUCCCGACGUUUCUCUACUCGGAAGUGAAGGAGCGGAGGAUUGGGACAGGUGGGGCCGAAUGUGUGGUGUGUCUCUGUGAGUUCGAAGACGAUGAAACGCUGCGUUUGAUGCCUAAUUGUUGUCACGUGUUUCACGCUGAUUGCGUUAGUGUCUGGCUACGUAAUCACUCCACGUGUCCACUCUGUCGGGUGGAUCUCGUCCUCCAAACGGGUGAGGGGAGCGAACUGGUUACGGAUCCGGAUUCUACAGACGCGAAUUUGUUCGAAGGUAUGACGUGGACCAAUAGGAAUAGACCACCUCGGUCGUGGUCGAUGAGACUGUCACAGUGUCGAGUCUCCGAAUUUUUAUUCUCGAGGUCGAAUUCGACCGGGCAUUGUGCGAUUCAACUGGUGGAGACUGUCGACCGGUUUAAGCUCCGGUUACCAGAAGAUAUCCAGAGGGAACUGGCGAAGAAGACGGUGGACCAAGUGGCGUUAACUCAGGAAAAAAGCUUGCCGCGCGGUUACAGAAGCAAAAGUGCCGGAAGCGAGAGGAGGAGCGUCAUGUCAGAUAACAAACGGAAGCUGCAGUCAGCGAGUUUCUCCUUCUAUGACCGUGUAGCUUCCACCUCUGAUGGCGGAUGUGCGGCGAAGAGUCUUCAACCAGAUGAUCUAGUGUAA